AGAAAACACUGAAAUAUGCCUAAACCGGGUGUACCUGACUUUGACAAUAAAACUAAGCAGAGUGCAUGGAAGGAAACUGCCAGGCAGAACUAUGCAGAUCUGGCAUACAGUUUGAGUCCCUCAUCUGAAGCCUCUAGCCAGAGCAAAAGUGGAGCUGAUAUGAAAGCCCAGGAGUCUAAGGACAUUGUGGUAACCUCUGAAGAUGGCAUCACGAAGAUCAUGUUCAAUCGGCCCUCCAAAAGGAAUGCCAUAACUUUACAGAUGUAUCAGGAGAUUAUGCUUGCACUUAAAAAUGCCAGCAGGGAUGACUCAACAAUAACUGUUUUCACAGGAGCUGGUGACUAUUACUGCAGUGGGAAUGACCUAAGUAACUUGAUUAGUGCCGCUGGUGAAAUCCAGGAGUUAGCUAUAAAGUGUGCUAUAGCACUGAGGGACCUGGUAAGCAGUUUUAUAGACUUUCCCAAACCUCUGGUUGCAGUAGUAAACGGCCCAGCUGUAGGACUCGCCGUCACCCUUCUGGGACUGUUUGAUGCUGUCUAUGCCUCUGACAAGGCAACAUUUCAUACUCCAUUUAGCCACCUCGGUCAGAGCCCAGAAGCAUGCUCCUCUUACACAUUUCCGAAGAUAAUGGGCCCAGCAAAGGCAACUGAGAUGCUUCUCUUUGGGAAGAAGCUCACAGCAAGAGAGGCCUGUGCUCAAGGCCUCGUCACUGAAGUUUUUCCUGACAGCACUUUUGAGAAAGAAAUCUGGACCAGGCUGAAAGCAUAUGCGAAGCUCCCACCAAUCGUUAGUAUUUGGUUUUUACUUGUGGGGAUGUGGAAAUCAUUUUUCAAAGGGAAAAUGUACUUUAGGAGGACAAAUCCUAAGAAGACAAGUCAUGGUAUGAAAAUUUCCAAAGAGCUAAUGAGAAAGAAUGAGAAGCAAAAGCUGCACGCUGUUAACGCUGAAGAGAGCACUAUCAUCCAGGAGAGGCUGACAUCAGAAGAGUGCUCGAACGCGCUCUUGAACUUCGUGUCCCGGAAAGUAAAACUGUGA
Myodes glareolus (Bank vole) is the source of this 1035-nucleotide messenger RNA. Lineage: Eukaryota; Metazoa; Chordata; Mammalia; Rodentia; Cricetidae. The record is from RefSeq and is a predicted model, not a curated record.